Messenger RNA from Trichoderma harzianum CBS 226.95, 499 nucleotides. RefSeq lists its product as hypothetical. NCBI's taxonomy places the organism in Eukaryota, Fungi, Ascomycota, Sordariomycetes, Hypocreales, Hypocreaceae. The record is from RefSeq and is a predicted model, not a curated record. The transcript is spliced from 2 exons. Bases 29 to 280 code for a protein of 83 amino acids.
UGUUUGAGGGCCUCUUCUUCAGAAACCAAUGUCGUUAAAAUCUAGGGAGGAAAGAAAAUGUCUCUCAGCCUCCUCUGUAUGCUGUACUUCAUCCACAUGUGCUCGUGAUUCUCCCUCGUACAGCUCUUGGGACUACUCGAUUAGGCAAUCUGCCUGCGUUUUUUCCGAGGUUCAGAUUGAUUUCCGGGCCAUCUGGCCUCUUGUCGGGGAGAUGGAGAUGGUUGGGGGAGUUUUAGUGUCGGAUGGUGGGGGAGCGAGAUGUCCGUUCUUGUUGCGUUGACCAGAGGCUACAGCCGCCCGCGCACUCUCGGCCGCAGCACGGAGGUACUUUUCGCUGCCCUACGAGUACCCGUACUUUGCCGGAGCGCAGAGGAGCUGGCCGGUGAUAGGGUCCCACGCCUUAGUAGCCAAGUUGCACCUUGUCAAGCCUCCGAGGCUGCUAGGAACCGCCGGCCUAAUUUUUUUUUCCCUGCCGUGGUAACGGAAGCAUUGCGCUUUU